AUGCAGAAUUUCGGACGAAUUAAAAUAGUCGUGGCUGGCGACUCUGGUGUCGGCAAGACAGCCUUUGUCCAUUUGCUCAGCCAAAAAGAGGCCCUUCUAAAUCCCUCCUGGACAGUGGGUUGUAGUGUUGAAAUUAUGCUGUACGAUGGCCCGCCCGCGGUUGAUGAGCAAAAAUACUUUAUCGAACUCUGGGACAUCGGCGGCUCGGCUGGUCAUAAGAAUGCACGUUACGUCUUCUACGACAACAUCCAAGGCAUAAUUCUGGCCCAUGACCUCACCAACAAGAAAUCAGAACUCAAUUUGUCCAAGUGGCUGAACGAACUCACUGUUACAGAUUCGUAA
Messenger RNA from Dibothriocephalus latus, 342 nucleotides. Lineage: Eukaryota; Metazoa; Platyhelminthes; Cestoda; Diphyllobothriidea; Diphyllobothriidae. The record is from the annotation of a GenBank genome assembly.